Messenger RNA from Papilio xuthus (Asian swallowtail), 1081 nucleotides. RefSeq lists its product as uncharacterized. The record is from RefSeq and is a predicted model, not a curated record. The coding region runs from base 139 to 972 and encodes 277 amino acids. The transcript has 3 exons. Lineage: Eukaryota; Metazoa; Arthropoda; Insecta; Lepidoptera; Papilionidae.
UGUUUUUUGGCUUUGAAGACAUAAAUCAUGUGAAAUUCGCAAUUACAAUAAUAUUAAUAUGUAAUUAAGAAUAAUAAGUGUAAUUAAACAUAAAUUAUGUUACAAAAAUUUUGAACAGUAAUCUUAUAUUUUGUCCAAAUGUCCGUUACAUUGGGUAAACGAUGUGUUUGUAUUUACUAUCAGUCGUUUGGUUGCGCGUACGCCAUGAACCCGCCUUUUAUAUUACUAAAACUUUGUAUUCUUUUAUCCAUUUCUGUGACAGUGAAUUCAACAAUCAAUAGUAAUACAAAAAUCGAACUACCCUCAUUUCUUAUCAGUUGUUCGCUAAACGAUAUUAUAAUAAUAUCAGCACCAAUAGUCAAUGAAAAAGCGCGGUAUUUUUUAUAUAAACCAAAUGGUGAUGUCAUCAAAUUGCCUGAAUUCCAAUCGAAUAACAAGACUGUUACAAAUAAUGAUAAAAUUAAUGACACAAUCAUUAAUAUGACAAAUUAUCGAGUAUUUAACGUAAAUGAUCCGAAAUAUAAUAAUACAAAAGAUAUUUUUAAUGAUAAUUUAAUGAAAAUGGAUGCUAUGGAUUUUAUGUUAGGGCCAUUAGGAGAAGAUGACUAUGGAAAUUGGGUUCUAAGUGCUUUUACAGACCUUCAUGGAGACGCUAAAGAGUACUUCCAAGUUAUCACUAUUGAAAUCAUAGAAAAUGUUCCAAUAGAACCUCAGUUUCCGAAACUAAGCGAAGGAAGUGAUUUUAUAUUGAAAUUCGCAUAUCCUAUUAAAUAUUUAGAAUCUUGCGAACUAAAAGUGCCAAAGACAUUGAGUGACCGGUAUUAUACCAGAACUGGGAAUAAUGUGAACUCUUGUGAAUUUAUUGUGCCAAAUAUUACUAGAGAAGAUCAGGAAUGGUGGUACAUUAUAGGCGUUGGUAGAAUUGUGUAUAAAACUAAAGUGUAUUUAAAGGUUAUUAAUAAAAAGACGUAGCAAACUUUGUUAAUAUAUUUUUUAUAAUCUGUUAUGUCAAAGAAUUUAUGAGGUAUAGAAUAGUAUUCAUGCAUUCGUGAGACAUUAUAAAAAACGGCUAAAACACAUA